CAUGAGUCUUCCCGCGCCGUCCACCAACCAGGCCUACGUGCAGGCGUCCGCUCUCAUUGCGGGUAUCGUCGACAUCCCGCUCGCAUGGAUCCUCGAGGGCGCAAAGCCCGAGGAGCGCGUGAUCGCCCCCGCGCUGGCCUUCCUCCUCCGCCAUCCUACCAACAAGGACACCUUCCUCUUCGACCUCGGCAUCCGGUCGGACUGGGAGAACCUCCCUCCCGCCGUCGUUAAAUACGUCGUCGAUAUCCUCGGUUUCCGUGUCACGGUCGAGCAGGACGCCGCUGCGGCGCUGGCGAAGGGCGGUCUGCAGCCCACGGACAUCAACCACGUCUGCUACUCGCACCUCCACUUCGACCACAUCGGCGACUCCAUCCCAUACACCAAAGCGACUUUCCUCGUCGGCGAGGGCGCUCGCCCCGCCGUCGAGGACGGCUAUCCCGGUAACCCCAACGCCACGGUACUCUCUAACCUUCUCCCCGAGGGACGCACCACCUACCUCGACUCGUCAAGCUGGCCGGCCCUCGGGCCGUUCCCCCACGCGCUCGACUUCUACGGCGACGGGAGCCUGUACAUCGUCGAUGCACUCGGGCACUUCCCGGGACACAUCAACGUCCUCGCCCGCACCUCUGCGGACGGUGGCUGGCUCUACCUCGCCGGCGACAGCGCGCACCACUGGUCGCUCAUCACGGGUGAGGGCAAGAUCGGGAAAACGGCGCAUCUGGGCUGUGCCCACGGAGACGUGCCGGCGGCAGAGGCGCACAUCGCGCGGAUCCGUACGCUCAUGGAGAACCCGCGGGUGAAGGUCAUCCUGGCGCACGAUGCGCCGUGGUACAACGAAAACAAAGACUCAGCCUUCUUGCCGGGCGUCAUUCCCUCUUUGUAGCAACUAGGAUACCCCAAUUGAUAUAAAUUACAUUGUGUCGGAUUGUACAUAUCAUUAUUUAACCACCGCUCAUACCGUCGUCCACAAUAUACACCGCGUGGCGCGCUCAUCUAUUUUAACG
Molecule: messenger RNA, 1004 nt
Organism: Trametes versicolor FP-101664 SS1
Lineage: Eukaryota; Fungi; Basidiomycota; Agaricomycetes; Polyporales; Polyporaceae
Exons: 2
Source: RefSeq, a predicted model, not a curated record